Messenger RNA from Trichogramma pretiosum, 2069 nucleotides. RefSeq names its product zinc finger protein 99-like. Gene Ontology annotation, molecular function: DNA-binding transcription factor activity; RNA polymerase II cis-regulatory region sequence-specific DNA binding. Gene Ontology annotation, biological process: regulation of transcription by RNA polymerase II. The coding region runs from base 129 to 1901 and encodes 590 amino acids. The transcript has 3 exons. The record is from RefSeq and is a predicted model, not a curated record. Lineage: Eukaryota; Metazoa; Arthropoda; Insecta; Hymenoptera; Trichogrammatidae.
UGAUUAGUUCUUUCUUUUGCUCACGAUAACACGUUGCCAUUUCGAUUUCAUGAUUUGUAACACUAAAUAAUUUUCAUUGCAUUUAAUGCAAAUAAAGUUAUUCAAGGACUAGUCUUAAAUUCAAUAAAAUGGAGUCUAAUGGUCCAUUCAACUUUGCUGUCGAAGUAAAAGAAUCUAAUGAUGGGUACCAUAACGAAAAUGCCUAUAAUGAUACGAGAGAUCAAGCGUUCGAUACUGAAAAUUCGAAAUAUGCGCAAGUAAAUUCCAUUCACACACUUGAAGAAUACAGUGGAAUGAAUAAUAUUCAACUUAACGAAGAAGCCAAAGUAGAGUUUGAGUGCAGUUUAUUAGUACCUGGUAAAGUGAACGAAGAAACUCAUAAAUUUCAACAACCUAACCAAGAAAUGAAAAUAGAAUUGGCGUACCCGGAUGUGAAAACCGAUGUGAAUUUAUCAGUGUCCGAUGAAGCAAACGAUUGGUCUCAUCGGUCUGAUCAAUAUGAAGAUGUUAAAAUUAGCGAUGAUUUUGCAUCACAUUCCUCGAUUCAAAUUGAAACUGAGGAAAUAGUCAAGAAAAGGUUUCUUAGUGAUACUCAGAAAACUAUAGAUUCAAAUACUGGAGGCCAACUCAACGGACAGAAAAUGAAAAUGUGUCCUCUAGUAAAGAAAAGAAAACAAUCUAUGCAAUGCAAGUUGUGUUUGAAAAAAUUUUCUUCAAAACAAAGUCUGGAAAGACAUAUUGAUAUAGUGCAUAAGUGUAUCUCUUACCCUUGUAAUGAUUGUGGAAAGGCAUUUAAAAGCAAAGAUUAUCUCAAGGUACAUAUUGAUUCAGUGCAUAAAUGUAUCUCUUACCCUUGUGAUGAUUGUGGAAAGGCAUUUAAAAGCAAAGAUUAUCUCAAGGUACAUAUUAAUUCAGUGCAUAAUCGUAUCUCUAAUCCAUGUCACACUUGUGGAAAGUUAUUUAAAACCAAAGCUUCUCUUAAGAAACAUAUUGAUCUAAUGCAUAACUGUAUCUCUUACAAUUGUGAUAUUUGUGGAAAGACAUUUAAAAGCAAAACUUCUCUUAAGAAACAUAUUGUUGUAAUGCAUAACUGUAUCUCUUACAAUUGUGAUAUUUGUGGAAAGACAUUAAAAAGCAAAACUUCUCUUAAGGUACAUAUUGAUAUGGUGCAUAAUUGUACCUCUUACCCUUGUGAUGAUUGUGGAAAGGCAUUUAAAAGCAAAUAUUAUCUCAAGGUACAUAUUGAUUCAGUGCAUAAUAGUAUCUAUUAUCCAUGUCACACUUGUGGAAAGUUAUUUAAAACCAAACCUUCUCUUAAGAAACAUAUUGAUGUAAUGCAUAACGGUAUCUCUUACGAUUGUGAUGAUUGUGAAAAGUCAUAUGAACACAGAAGUUCUCUAAUGGCCCACAUUAAUUCAGUGCAUAAUCGUGUCAACUACCACUGUCAAACUUGUGGAAAGACAUUUAAACGAAAGGAUAAUCUCAAAGCCCAUGUUGAUUCAGAACACAGAGGUCGAAAAUAUUAUUGCGAUAUAUGCUUGAAGUCAUAUAAACAUAAAAUGUCUUUAAUAACCCAUACUGUUUCAAUGCAUAAUUGUAUUACAUACCUAUGUUAUACGUGUGGAAAGAGAUUUACACAAAAGGGUGCUCUCACAGCCCACGUUGAUUCAGAACACAGUGGUCGAAAAUAUUAUUGCGAUAUAUGCUUGAAGUCAUAUAAAAAAAAAAAGUCUAUAAUGACCCACAUUGUUUCGAUGCAUAAUUGUAUUACAUACCCAUGUCACACGUGUGGAAAGAGAUUUAAACAUGAAAGUAAUCUGAAACGUCAUAUCGAUUUUGAGCAUAUUACUAUUUUCCCGUGUGACAUUGUAGAAAAACGUUCACGUAAAAGGCAAUUGUGAAAACAAACAUUGAUUAAGCCCAUGAGACUUUUAAACUAAAAAUUAAUCUGAAAAUACAUUUGGAUUCAAUGAAUAAUGAUCGAAACCCUCACAACUGUGAUAUGUGCAAAAAGUCUUUCGAAAUGAAAUAAAAAUUCACAUCGAUUCGACGCUCAGAAGAAUAAACAU